UGACAUGAAAACGUAAACUUCCCCGUUCUCUGCCAAACGCGCAGUUUCGUCUCGAACCUUUUGAUUCCUCUCUCUAGUUCCAAUCAUUUGUAUUUUUGCUGCAAAUCUUUUUUUUUUUGCAGAUCCAAUCAUGAGAACCGAAUACGAUUAUCUGUUCAAGCUUCUGCUCAUCGGCGAUUCCUCCGUCGGGAAAUCCUGUUUGCUUCUCAGAUUCGCUGAUGAUUCUUACCUGGAGAGUUACAUCAGUACGAUCGGUGUUGAUUUUAAAAUCAGAACUGUGGAGCUGGAAGGAAAGAUAAUCAAGCUGCAAAUUUGGGAUACAGCUGGACAGGAGCGUUUUCGGACUAUUACAAGCAGUUAUUACCGAGGAGCUCAUGGGAUAAUAAUUGUUUAUGACGUUACUGAUGGGGAGAGCUUCAAAAAUGUCAAACAGUGGUUACGCGAGAUUGACAGAUAUGCCAAUGACAAUGUAUGCAAACUUCUGGUUGGGAACAAAUGUGAUUUAAUUCAAAACAAGGUUGUUGGCACACAAACAGCCAAGGCAUUUGCUGAUGAAAUUGGGAUUCCCUUCCUGGAGACAAGCGCUAAAGAUGCAAUCAAUGUGGAACAGGCUUUCUUAACCAUGGCUGGAGCAAUCAAGCAAAAAAUGGGUAACCAGCCAACUGCUAGCAAGGCAACAACCGGAACGGUUCAAAUGAAGGGACGGCCUAUCGAAGAGAAGGGCAACUGCUGUGGUUAGUCAAACCAUAUUUGUGAUUGACUAAUAUUUGUGUCCUUUAUAUGUUUAGAGAAAAUUGUUAUAACCUCUCUCUAUGUAAAACCAUAUAAUAUUAUUAAUUGAUUUUUAAAUAAUAAU
Messenger RNA from Hibiscus syriacus, 856 nucleotides. RefSeq names its product GTP-binding protein YPTM2-like. The record is from RefSeq and is a predicted model, not a curated record. Gene Ontology annotation, molecular function: GTP binding; GTPase activity. Bases 131 to 739 code for a protein of 202 amino acids. The transcript has 8 exons. NCBI's taxonomy places the organism in Eukaryota, Viridiplantae, Streptophyta, Magnoliopsida, Malvales, Malvaceae.